CAGAUUUGUGGUGGGAUGAAAUUCCAGGAACUCCACCACCAAACAUUUGGUAGGAACUAAAGCUAAUUUUGUGAGGUGGAGCCUUCAAACAUCAGAAAGUUUACUAAACAUGAACCAAUGGCGCACAGCCAGUGUUGGCAGGCAAACUUAAAAUUCAAAAGAUUCGGAAAUUUGUUCAAUGAAUUGCAAUAUGGCGGAGCAUCAUGUGCACAACUGGCGGAGAAAAUUUUGUGACCAAAAGCGCUGGAAAGAAAGUGUGGUCGGCAAAAAUAGCCUUAAUACCAGGCAAUUUGUAAGCAACGUAUUUGUUUGUUAUGUUGCAUUCGAGUAAAUUCACCAGGUCACUUAAUGAGAUGAAACGUGCCGGCAACAAGCCGGUUCCGAUAUAAAUUUAUUUUCUGAAAGAACCUUAUCAUGUUAUAACCAGACACUGUUUGCUAUCACAUCUGAGCUCUGAGCUCACAGUUGGAAAUUUUUCUUCAAGUUCUCGUUUGUUUUUUUUUGGUUUACGAAGUUACGAACUGUUUUAAGGUCAGGAUAAAUACGAAUCGAAUCGAGAAUGGGUAACAAAGUGGUCAAUUUUGCAUUUUUGUGUGUUGUGUGACGUGUAUUGAAUAAUUCAUUGACAGGCAAUAUAAUGUACCCCCAUACUCUUUGACUGUCUGUUGUCUAGCAACCAGAAUAUUAUGAAAGGCUUUUUAUUUUACCCUUUAAGUGCCAUUUCUCUCUAAUGCACCCUACUUUGUUAAAGAAAAGAAGAGGAAAAAAAGACGACAUUUAAUCGUCAAGGGGCUCUCCCUGCUAGCACUCAAUGGGACAAAGAAGACCUUUCAUUGUGGAGAAUGGCAUGAGGGUUUUAAUCUUGUUCGUGUAUAAAGAACGAUCCUUGCGCAAUAAUUAAUUGUUCUUUCAUUAAUUAGUUGUUCUUAAAGUUAUUGUAACAGUUAAUAUUUUUUGACUAUCAUUUUAAUUCAAUUAUCAACCAAACAUUAAUUUCAGUUAUAUACGUUUUUACAGUGGAAUGACAACCCUAUCGGACACAUGAGUAAGUAUUUCUUUCCAUGCAUUUUAUAUAUGUAAGCCAAUUCAGAGCCUCGAGUGCGCAUCCGAUUUAGAAGAUGCAUGUAAAAACAACAGCAACACAAAUAAUUCUCAACCGUGGUCCUGUACAAGUACACAUGCAAUAAUCUCGAACAAGACAUUUUAGAAAUUUCGUAUUAAAGAGUUAUUGACCGAGCGUGAGGUCUGUACUGUGAAAUAUCAGACGGAGGUUUUUUAGUAUGGUCCGAGCGACGAAGGAGCGAGGUCUAUGCAAAAAACAGAGGUCUGAUAUUUCACGGUACAGACCGAACAAGCGAGGUCAAUAAUCGGUUUAUUAUAUGGCUGAACUGAGUCUGUGAGCAUAUGCUUUUCUCGCGAAUUAAAUCGGCUUAUGUCAGUUUCACUGGGUAACAAUAUACUGUAGGCAUGCAUGCUCAAUCAAAAACAAUUUGGUUGUUUGAAAUUUUUAUCUGUAAAGCACAAUUGGAAAUUUAAAGAGCAAUAAUUUUUUCUGUUUGCAAAGCAAACAUUUCCCGCCAGAUAAACGACAUCCGGGACACCGGUCCAGAUACGGAAAAUACGGACCAUGCGGUCCGGAUAUGGGUUUUUACGGACCGCUUGUCAACCAAUAAGAAUAGAGAAUUUUGAAAAGCCAUAUAAUAAAAUCGUAUAUGUUCAGUACUAUGAUGUUAUUAAAUUUAUCCUGACACAAAACUCGUCAUUUGGAGUAAUGUAACGUAAACAUUACAUAUAUAAUAACAUUAUAUACCAUUCAUAAUAUACCAGCAGACUGUUGUAGUGCGAGAAACUGUACUACUUUUUUCUAUUCUUUCAUUUAAGAUUUCUCGUCCUCAUUAGACACCGAUGACUUCCUGGAUGGGUUCCCGGGCGGAGGGUUCCCAGGAAUGCAUAAUUUAGAUCCUGUGCCAGCACCUUUGAAUUCCAAUGAAAUCAGUGAUAUGAUUGGAAUGGAUCCACAAGGUAAUAAUAAUCUGUUUAUUGAUAAGCCGCUUUGUAGUGUGAACUGAAUUACAUGGUUUUUUGUAAUCAAACCAAAGGGCCUAGAUUUCAGAGCCAUCAUCAAUUCGGCGAAAAAUAUAAGGGAAAAUAUUUCGAAAAGAAUCGGAAAAAAAAAUCCGAAAAUCCCUUAAAUUUUGGAAAGAAAAAAAAAACAGAAUCCCGAGAAAAAUUGCCGGGAUUUUCUAAUCUCAAAAAUCUUCGUACGCUUUUUUCAGAGUAAUUUGCUCCUCGAAAAUGUGCUUAUCUUAAAAUUAUACAACCAAAGAUUGUCUGUCCCUUGAAGGAGUAUAAUUUUUUUUUCUAAAGCUAUGCAAGUUGGCGUUAAAAUAUUCUACCAUGAGAAACAAGUUUUGGAAACUGUGGUUGGAAACCACUUCGGUUGCCGUAUGUAUUCAGGCGUCGACGUCACGCGGGCGCCCGGCUACAAUGACAGUUUCGCGCCUGUAUAUGGCCCAGCAGAAGUGGAGCAAAUACGAUUCCCGGAAGAAGGAAGCCCGACAACAAUUAUGGAUAAAUUGAAUCGCGGUUUGCUACUUCAGUGGCAACAGAACAGUAUCCAGGUCACCAGAUUUUGUCAGGCUCAUGUUUUUGCUAGCGGCGGGUGUCUGGGGUCAAAUCUAGUGCAACUCGUUCGUGGGCAACCGACGAAAGUUUUUGACUUCAAUUUUUUCUUGUCUGGUUUGGCGGAGUAUAAACUGGCCAAAGCACCCGUGCCACUGUACGAGGUGUUUUUCUCCUUUGGACAACAGCCUGCAACGGCGACCACGGUUGAUCCAGGCGUUUUGAUCACAGUCUCGGUGACGCAUAUGAAUGCUAAGGCAUCUAUCAGCAAAAUGGGAAGCGCCUCUGAUGUCAUUAUGUCCAUUGAAGACGAGUGCGAUGUUUUGGCAAAGCAUUUGCAACACGUUGUAAGAAUUCAACAGCCGGGUAAUUAAAUUAAACCACCAUGCACCGGCAAAGCCAAAGCAUUCAACAAUUGGUUGGAAAAAUAGAGCAGUCUCAUACAAAUUUUCGAAUCGUCGCAAAGAUUUAACAAUAGCUCGGGAUUAUACCAUAACCAAAUAUAUACAUUUUAUAUCAUGACGUGCUUUUUACGAGAAAUGGUGAAGGAUAAGGAAUUUCGAGAAGAAACUUAUUUGACAAAACGUGAGAUUGCAAAUCUCCACGGAUUUUUUGGAACGCAAAGUGUUGAACAAUUAAUGUUUAAACUUUUUUAAAAGGAUCGCAACGAAUUUCGCUGUCAAAAUGUCAGAAUUAGCAUAGUCUACAGAACAGAACCGGUGUAAAUAUUGCCGCGCAAGGGCCGUAGGUCGAUCGAGUUUAGGACUGCUUUCCAGUAAAAACGUUUUUCAGAGGUAAAGUUUAGUAAUAUAUGCUUUUGGCUCGAAUACAAAAAUGUAAGUAAUUUUGUGUUCUGCUAUUGCCAAUAUCGGCUACCAGAACUCUAAAACUGUCUGUACCAGUGUAGGUAGUACCAAUGUGAAAAUGCUGUGCUGAGUGGUUAUAUUACUACCUUAAAAAAUAAGCAGAAACUCGACGUUUCGAGCGAAGGCCCUUCGUCAAGAGUUAGUGACGAAGGGCUUUCGCUCGAAACGUCGAGUUUCUGCUUAUUUUUUAAGGUAGUAAUAUAACCACUCAGCACAGCAUUUUUACCAGAACUCUCUGUACGAUGAUUCGACGGAGGUAUUGUCAAGGUAACAAAAAUCCUAGUUCAGUAAUAUUGUCUGCGAUUUUUUUUUUAAUCUGGUGGAUGUGACUAAGGACUGUGUGAGAAGCAAAAGUCUUGGAAAUGCACACUCCCGAAAACGAUUUCAUAUUUUGGCUGCGAGUUUACUCAUUCGCAUGCCAUCUGUGAGGAAGAGAAAGUCGCCGACGAGAUGGUCCAAACCAUGUAAUUUAUUAAAUAUCUUUGAAGCAAGGCAUGACACUUAAAGGGAUGGGCAACAAAAUUUAAAUAUGUUAAACUGAAAGAACGCCUUAAGCAAGGGUUCGUACAAAUCUUGAAUGUCCUUGAAUUUGUAAAGUACUUGAAAGUCCUUAAAUUUUUCUUGCUUUUAGUUUAUGGAUAUUUUCUGAAAUUGUUCGACUUAAAAAACGGACAUUUUGUUGAAUUCAUUUUGCAUGCUCAUAUCUGACAAAGCUGUUUGAAACUCAUUAAAGUUGCGUUUUGAAAUUACGUCAGAUUUUACUGAUUUGUAACCCAUUCUCUUCAGUAUUUAGUUGAUGAAUUUGCUGAUACAUGGCCUUGAAUGUCCUUGAAAAGUCCUUGAAUUUGACUCUUCCUGACAUGUACGAACCGUGUUAAACUGUACAAUAAGUAUCUUCCAAAAAUCAGUUUUAUAUCUUUCUUUGGUAAGAAGAUAUUUCAGUUUAUUUGAAUGUAAAGAAGAUGACGUCACAAGCUGGGUAAACUUUUUGACAGUCCACAGGACUCUAAAAACUAUUUUUUCAAAUUGGUCAAUGGAAUCAUCGAUACAUACUUAAAUUAUUUCAUCUAUUUUGAACAGGGAGCUUUAUUUAUGACUUUGGCGUGACUGCCAUCUUUGAAAAGAUUUUACGAGCUGAAACGUCAUAGAUUUGUUCGUUUGCAUAUUAAACGACCUAAAAUAUCUCUAGAACGAAAAAAAUCUAAAGAAAAGUUGAGAAAUGAGUUCUUUCUGUAUAAACAGACUUGAAUUUCGUUGCCUAUACCCAUGUCAUACAAAACAGGACAUGUAUACUUCGAAGAUUUUAUUUUAUUAUAAAGUGCUUGUAGAAAUAGUGCUUGACUCUAUCCGUAAUGUUAGUAAAGUAAACAGUGGGAAAAUGUGGGCUGAUAUACUGCCACAUUCUUAUAAAAUCUAAUAAAAAAAAUAUCAUUGUUUUCAGUCG
This is a messenger RNA of Paramuricea clavata, 4932 nucleotides long. Lineage: Eukaryota; Metazoa; Cnidaria; Anthozoa; Malacalcyonacea; Plexauridae. The record is from the annotation of a GenBank genome assembly.